Molecule: messenger RNA, 4424 nt
Organism: Anneissia japonica
Lineage: Eukaryota; Metazoa; Echinodermata; Crinoidea; Comatulida; Comatulidae
Product: TPR repeat-containing protein DDB_G0287407-like
Exons: 25
Coding region: 88-3843 (1251 amino acids)
Cellular component (GO): Cul4-RING E3 ubiquitin ligase complex
Molecular function (GO): protein binding
Source: RefSeq, a predicted model, not a curated record
UGCUACGAAACUGCAAACUACGUAUUGUACAUGUUGACGGAUGAUGAGCUAGAUAAUUACACAUCGUGGCAAGGAAAUUGAUUAGUGAUGUCAACAGAAAACAAAACCAGUGCACGAAAAAUUGCCAGAGUUUUCUUUAGCUCUCCGUUUGGUGGUCUUGAGGAGGAACGUGAAGAACUGACAAAGAAGUAUUGGCCGAAGCUCUCCCAUCAGUGCUCUAGUGCUGGGUAUGAGUUUGUACCAGUGGACAUGCGAUGGGGUAUCACGUCAGAGCACUCAGCGCAAGCAGCUACUAUUGCCAUUUGUCUGCGGGAAUUGGAUCGAUCUGAUAUAGUUGUUGGGUUCUUUGGACAGCGGUACGGGUGGCAUGGACUACAUGAUGAAAUGCUGCAAAAGACAUUUGAUUUUGCAUUACCUUCCUAUCCUUGGCUGGCAUCAUUUAGGGAUCGGUCUGUCACUGAACUUGAGUUCCUUCACGGCCAUCUCAACAAUCCAGGAGCAAGACCCGCAUGUUUCUUCUUUCGUGAUAAGGCAUAUGAUGAAUCUCAAAGAAUGAAGUUUGAGAAAGAGGGUGAUGGAAGAAGUGCAAGAAAGUUUACACCAACAUGUGAUGGUCCUAAUGCUGCUGAGAUGCUAACAGCUUUGAAAGAAAAAGUGUCUGAAACAAAAGAUCAGGUAUUGGCUUUGCAUACUAGCUACCACACCCCAGCUGAAGGAGCCCGGUUGAUGUAUGAAGCUGUCCACCACUACCUCAAAGACAAUUUACUUGCCCACGGUGGAAGGGCAAUGACCCCAAGAGAGGAGGAGUUGUCAAGACAUGAUGCUUACUACCUUGGUCAUCUAGGAAUGGGAGGGAAAUGCCAUGGAGCUGAUAAGAACUACCAGGAGUUAUACGACUAUGUCUCACCAGAACAUAACAGAAGUAUGCAGAGACAUACAUUGGUUACUGGACUACCUGGAAGUGGCAAAACUUGCUUGUUAAGUAACUUCUUGAUCUCGUUCCAGCAGAAGUUUCCCGCAUCGGCAAUCAUUUACCAUUUUGUCGGAGCAUCAAGUAAAAGUACAGAUAAUAGAAACAUUUUACAUAGAUUGUGUAUGGAACUAGAGUAUCUGCUUGAGGCAGACUCCACCCUCAGACCUGACAUGGGAGUGCAAGAGCUCAAAAAUGAGAUGCAUUCUUUGAUGGGGAAGGUUGUUGCAAAGAGAAAUCACCUGAUAAUCAUCAUAGACGCUUUGAAUAAAAUAAAAAGAGAAGGGAAAACAGCAAAGGUUCUUUAUUGGUUACCUACCAGCCUCCCAGAUGGAGCGCAUUAUAUUGUGUCAACAGUAUCAUCUGACACUGAAAACAUUACGGAAUUAGUUGAACAGAAAAAAUUCAAAAUGCUCACCAUUGCACCUCUGGAUGCUGUGCUAAGAAAGGAGAUAUCCAGGGCAAUGUUGAUGGUCAGAGGUAAGGAGCUGUCGUCAACUCAGGAGCCAAAGGUCAUUGGCAAAGAGCAGACGUCAAAUCCUCUCUACCUCAUGAUUUUAUUACAGGAACUAUGUAAUUUUGGCAGUUUCUUUGAGUUGGAUGAUUAUAUUAAUAGUUUACUUGAAGCAAAUGACACAAAUGGGUUGUUCCAGAAGCUACUUCACAGGUUAGAAAAAGACUACAAUUCAGGUUCCAGCAAAAACAUAGUUGAAGAGAUUAUGUGUUGCAUUUGGGCUUCACACGAUGGUAUAUCUGAGAAUGAAAUCAAGGUGAUUGCCAAAGUCAGCGAUCAGGAAUGGUCGCAAAUAUUUUUUGCUGCUGAGUCUUUUUUAAUUGAAAGCUCAGGUCUAUACAGGUUUGCUUAUCCUGAGCUGUCAUCCGCUGUAGAAAGCAGAUACUGUCAGAAUACUAAUGAUGGCCACAAACAUAAAGAAAAGCUAAUCAAUCACUUUUGUGCUGUCCUCAAUAGGCUGAGCCAUAGGUUUGACAGCAAGGUUCCUGUACGAAUCUUACAAGAGCUGCCAAGUCUACUGAUGUCUGCAGGCACAACUGAGGACCUCCAGAAUUUCCUUUUACACCCUGCUGUUUUCUACACACUCCAAAGUGGUGAAAGCAGUGCUUAUGACCUUAUCAGCUACUGGAAUUCGACUGGACUUUCAGGAGACAAGGUCAUGUCAUCUUACAUGAAGAUGGUUGACGACCAAUCAGUUCUUCUCUACCUUGACAAUCUGGAGAUUGGUUCAGGUGAAAGUGACUCACCAGCAAAGCAGGUAAAAAUGUUGAUACCACUUGUAAAUGCAGUUGCAGACUUUUUACAGUUAGCAGGUCACAUGACCUGCCAGGAAACUCCUCUGUUGAGGGUGCUACGACUGCAUGAGACUGUAUAUGGGGAGGAUACAAAACAUAGAGACAGUGAUGUCUUGGACCAAUAUUGCAUCAUCAACAAUAAGCUAGCCUGUGCCUAUGCAAGUGCUGAGAAAUUCCAGUUAGCAGAGAAAUACCAUCUGAGGAUUCUAGCACUGAGAGAAAAAUACAUUGAUAAACUUGGAAAGGCAUCUUUGGCGGCAACAAUCAAUAACUUGGCAUUCAUAGAUUAUCGCCAAGGCAACCUUCAGAAGGCCCAUGAACUUUUCUCUAGGGCAUUGCAACUACAAACGGAAAAUGGUGGACGGAAUGAAAGGUGUCUGGCUGAGAGCCACAACAAUCUUGGACAAAUAGAAGCUCAGAUGGGCCAAUAUGAACAGGGUUCUAAACACCUUGAAAAAGCACUAGAGAUUUAUGAAGAGCUCUACUAUGGUAGUUUGCCCCCAAAUGUGGGAGGGACAUUGUUGAACUUGGCCAUGUCGUAUGUUCGUCUACCAGAUAAAAGUGUUGAUGAAAUCUGCAAAAUUUUUCAGAGGUCUGUUGACAUUCGUCGAAAUGCCUUUGGUGAAGAGCAUCCAGAUGUUGCGGAGUCACUGAUGUCAUAUGGCGCUCAGAUGAUGAGAAUGGACCUGAACGAUAAAGCACUUGAAAUGACUCUUCAAGCACUACAAGUGUUCAAGAGAUGCCAUGGAGAUGAACAUCAGGAUACAGUGAAAGCAUUAGAAAACGUUGCCAUAUCAUAUAUGAACUUGCAGGACAUGGCCAACGCACACACAUACUACCAAAAUGCAGGUGAAAUUUUAGAAAAACAAGGGCGUCUGAACAUGUCUGCUCCAGGUCUGAACAAUGCUAUGAUCCAACAUUAUUACAAUACUGGCGACUAUGCUAAUGCCAAACGAUCGUUGCUACGCGUUCUACAAACAGAUUUUGCAACGGAUCAGCAUUUCUCAGUGUUUGCAUUAACACUACAGCAACUCCCACCAGAAGAACAAACCAACGUCAUGGGUAAAUACUCUGUUGAUGCAGGUUUACGCAAAUUUCCUAACAGUCAACAACUACUUGGUAUCAAGAUACGGGAGCUCUCACCAACGGGUGACGCUGACACGUUGCUUAGUUACCUAACCGCUGGUGAAUUUGAUGCCUCCGUCUAUAGCUAUUGCUAUUCUGAGUUCGUCAAAAAUGAGCAAAGAGAGAAUGGCAUAAAGAUCCUAGAAUCUGCUGCAGAGAAAUUUCCAGAUGAUGUGAUAAUUUUAGAAAACCUUGCGAAAUGGCAUGCAUUUUAUAAUGAUUACGCCUCAGCAAUUGCAGUUCUAGAUUCAGCGAGGUCUGUAGAUCCAGAAGAUCUUAAUUUACUGUUGCUUCAUGGCAGGUUACAUGCAUUGUCUGGUAACAUGAACUCAGCAAAGGCUGUCUUUAAAAGUGGCCUAGACAGUGCCAGGGAAAAAGAUGCAACAGAUAUGAUUGAAACAUUUUCAACAAUGUUAAAUGGAUUGGAAGGCUUAGAGUAGAAUUAUGCAGUCAAACUGUUGAAUGGACAUCUUUUACAAUACCCGGUCUAGAAAUUCAACAACUCAUCUGAGCAAGACUAUCAAGAUAGGUAUACAUCUUUACAGAGGUAUGGUAUAGUGUCAGUGACAACAUUCAAACUAAGAUGUGGUCUGCUAGAGCUUGCCAUACCUGGAUGUUGAUAAAAUCCCUGUAAUAUUAGAUUUCACACUUUACCGCAUAUAUUACUUCAUUUUUUCCCCAGAAAAGAAUAGAUUUUAUAUUUAAUUUAACAAGUAUGAAUAUCAGCCUCCACAAAAUAGACAUGUAUUUCACAAUUAAAAAAUAAAAUAAAUUCUCAAUGGAAAUUUUCAAAUAAUUUUACAAAUUUUAUCAAACUCAGGGUACACAAAAUGUUAUAGUUUUAAUCAAUUUAAUCUUAAGUUGUUAAAAAAAAAUGUGUGUGUGUAUAUAUAAGAAAUUUUAUUGUAUCUUUUACUCAAUGAGUACAUAAUAUACAAAAAAAUAUAAGAUAACAUCAGACAUGACAAGAGUGGGGGUAAUUACGACAUAAAAAAUCCAUCUUUUACAUUUCACUUAAUAU